Molecule: messenger RNA, 2129 nt
Organism: Pseudo-nitzschia multistriata
Lineage: Eukaryota; Bacillariophyta; Bacillariophyceae; Bacillariales; Bacillariaceae
Source: the annotation of a GenBank genome assembly
CCUCCGUUCCUUGUCGCACGAUCCAACCGCUAGCUCGAGCAGCAGUUGUGUCUGUUCCAGAGAGAGACAAGAUGGAGGGCAGCGUAGUCGGCAGCAGCAGCAGCAGGCAGGAACGCGGGAGCCGCUACAGCCAAAGCCACAACAACAGUGAGCAGGGAUGCAAAGAGGCGAUGGACCGCACCGACAGCCGUGCGCACGAAGAAAAGGACAACGUCGUCGUCGUCGAGGAGGACUGGUCCCACCACCUGGCCGGCAGCAAACGGGACGACGACGGAACCGCCUGUGGCGGCACCCCUCCAGACCGCAAUCGAUUCGCGUACUACGACACGGUGGUCUUUCCCCUGUCCGAAGGGAGCGGCAGCGGCAAGCCCCUCUCCAUGGAGCUCCGCUGCGUGGACGGCCUCACCCCCCUGGACAUGCUGGACCUCUCCUCCGGCGUGCACGACGCCACCGGGAACCGGGUCUGGAUGGGGGCCGUGCUGUUCCUGGAGUCCAUGGUCCGGCCCCUGCCACUCUGCGGCGGGGACGCAACGCCCACGCAGCGCAAACGCGCGGCCGCCCUGGCGGACCUGCGGGCCGAGCUCUUCCGGGGCAGGGACGUCCUGGAGCUCGGCUGCGGCACCGGGGCCUCGCUCAUCGCCCUGGGGCUGGCGGCAGCGGCGGAAGCAGAAUCCAAAGAAGGAUGCGCCUGCCCGGUACCCAGGUCCCUGACGCUCACGGACAACGAUCCGGUGGUCCUGGAGCUGUGCCGGGCCAACUGCGAGGCGAACCUUGGGGGGCGAAAGGGAGGGAACCUGCCGACCAUUGCGGUGGAACCACUGGACUGGGGGGAGUUCUGUGCCGGCGGUGGCAAUGGCCACACCACAGGCGCGGAAGCCGGUCGUUUCGCGGAACCUGCCCCCCCAAAGCAAAGCGGGCCGAGCUGCCUUUCCGAAUCGAGGGACACGGUGGUGGCCACCGACGUCGUCUACGACGUCGGAGCCGUCCCCCUCCUCUUUGCGGCGGCGGGACGCCUCCUCCGCGGGGGCGGCCGCUUCGUACUGGCCCACGUCCCGCGGGCCUCCGUCGACGAGGACGCGACCGACCCGUCCCGCAUCACGGAGGCCCUCGAGGAACUCAUCGCCGGAACGGCGGCAGACCACGGCUUUGUGGGUGAAGCGAACGACCAAGACGGCGGCGAAGGCGACGCCGCCCUGGCGCUGGUGGAAGCCGCGUGCCGAGAGGAGGAGGAGGAAGCCGGUGAUCGAGACGACGGACGGCAGCGACAAGGCUCCCCCCGCCGCCCCCGAAACAUCCUCCGCCCGGGCCUUCUCGCGGAGCUGUGGAAGCCGGCGGCCGUGGGAAGCGGCGACACAAGCGCAGAGACAGAAGCAAAAGCAAAGGCCACCCCCCUGGUGUCGGGAGACUACACCUACGACGAGCUCGAGUCCUGCGGGGCCUCCAUCAUGGUCUUUGCCAAAGAGCGAACGGAGGCGGUGGCCGGGUGAGCGGGAAUCUUGAUAUCGAAUGCGAGCUCGAGUGCGGAACGAAACAAAUGGAAUCCGAUGCAACGUAGUGGAAUCGAAACGGAGCGGAAGCAGCCCAACCAUGCUGCGCUGCGUUGUACAGCACGAAGUGCUGUCAACGGAAACACAAUUCUACGGCAAGCCGGUUUCUUUUCUGCAGGAUCGGUAUCGGUGCAAACCCCACUUUGGCGUUCUGCGAUGCAAGCGACGGUGAAAAAGGCGAAGGGAAUCACCGGUUUCCGUAACCAUCGAUGGAAUCCGCUCGAGGCUGGAAUCGAUCCGAUCCAAAAGUCGAUGCCUGCAUUCCCUCGGCAGGAAUUUCCAACACCGGCAAUAAUGCAACUCGUUCCACCGCAAACAGGCAAAUCCUCACUGCGACUAGAACGAGACAGGAACAAACCAAAAGACAAAGUCUAAAGUCUAGGUUGCUCUCAAGAAUAUUUUUUGAGCACCUCGAAAUCCAACGGCGGGUACACAAUCCCUUGAUGGAUCUCGCCAAGAAGAAAUAGCCCGAACCCAGUGCUGCGAACGAAAAAGACAAGCCUAUCGAUUUAGUUCAUCGUUCUUCACCCAAACAAUAUUUGGGUGAGAAUUCCAUGCCAUCAAUAACAAUACUUUUAUAAA